AGUAACUAAACAUAAAUAAAUAAAACGACACAAUGACUAAAUUAGAUGAGUUAACCUCGUUCUUGCAUGAAAGACUUACGGUGGCGGUAAAUGAGAUUUUAGACACGGUGAACAGGACGAUGCAGGAGUAUGAAGAGGAAACAGCUCGAAUCCGCACAGAAAACAAUUAUCUUAAAGAAUUGUUAAAGAACACAGGACGCAGUUCUACUCAAUCCAAUGCAGAUGAAGUUGCUGCUGUGUACCCUGAGAAUCAUGACUGCAUCUUAAGCUUGGAGCAGCAACCAAAGCCCCAGGAAAGCCUGAGUCAACCCCAAGCACCAAAGAAAGAAAACGACAGCAUAAAAACAGAGCCGUUCUCCCCACCAUGUCCUGCUGAUCCUGAGAUUGAACCCGAAAAAACAAGGAAUACUGUGGUACCUUCCCAGUGUACGCCUCUCUUAAACACACAUUCUGUUGAUCAGGAGGUGAUUGACUACAAUUUCACUGCAAAGGUUAAAGUAGAGUCCAUGACCAAAGAGCCACACUCAGGUGAUGCAUCAGACAACGUAGACAUCAGCAACCAGUGCUGGUCCCCACCAAACCUGGAUCUGCUUUCUGAAAACAGUUAUCAGAGCAGAGUACAACAAGGAUCUGGACAGCAGUCAUGGAGCACUGAAAGUGUUUGUACAACUGACUACGCCUUUCAAAACCAGACUGCAGAGUUCCAGGCUGCAUUUAGCUAUGCACAAAGAACCAUAUGCAGUAACAGGCACUGUACCAGUAAACACUGUGAACUGCAGAAAAGGACUACAUCCAAAUCAAGCCCUGUAUGGCAGUAUUUCUCACUGAAAGCAGGAGACUGUAGUAAAGCAGUGUGUCUUAUGUGCAAGGCAGUGAUAUCUCGUGGUGUAAAAGAGUACACCACAUCAGCGCUGUUAAAACACCUUCGUAUGAAACACGGCAAAUGUUGAUAUUGUACUUUUAUUUAUUUUAUUUUUUUAAAUAAGUAUUUAAUCAAGCGCUGGUAUUCCAAACGUUCAUAAAUUAACAUCUGCACCUAUAUUUACUUAUUUGUUUAUUUACAGAUUAAAA
This is a messenger RNA of Trichomycterus rosablanca, 1071 nucleotides long. RefSeq lists its product as uncharacterized. Bases 33 to 950 code for a protein of 305 amino acids. The transcript has 2 exons. The record is from RefSeq and is a predicted model, not a curated record. NCBI's taxonomy places the organism in Eukaryota, Metazoa, Chordata, Actinopteri, Siluriformes, Trichomycteridae. Gene Ontology annotation, molecular function: DNA binding.